This is a messenger RNA of Seminavis robusta, 711 nucleotides long. Lineage: Eukaryota; Bacillariophyta; Bacillariophyceae; Naviculales; Naviculaceae. The record is from the annotation of a GenBank genome assembly.
AUGAUGACGAGUCGAUCAAACCACAAAGGAGUGUUUCCUAAUGUUCUAGCAGUAUUGCAACUAGUACUGACUGCUCUCGUAUUGAUGUCCCAUGAUUGCGAUGCUUGGAGCGGAUACUCGUUGCCGUUGCCGUUCGAUCUGCGUGCCGGUAGGGCCCCAUCGCCAUCGCUCUGGGUAGAGGUUUCCCCUGCCAACCUUCCCCAAGAUCUGGAUCGCAUUAGAGAGUGUCGUGCCACUGCUUUUGCUGUCAAUGCUGAAGCAGAAGAAGAUGGUAGUGAUAAUAAUGGUGCGGUGGUGAAACUGCUCAAGCAUCAGGAGUCCUUUCUCAAUGCAAAGUCGGCCAUCCAGGGAACCACUACUUGCCUUGUCGCUCGUGACCGAUUGCCACCAUUUAGAAUCCUUGGAACUGUCGAUUGUCGCCCCAAGGCAGAUGGUAAAUCAUUCAUUAUCAACAACGUCUUUGUAAGACCCCAAGCUCGUGGGUUGGGCAUUGCCAAACGAUUGGUGCAAGAAGCAGAACGGUUUUCGGCACAGUCGACCGACACCAUUCUGCUUGAAGUUGAUACCUCCAACACUCCUGCCGUUGCUCUGUACCAAAACUCUGCCUAUCGGGCAAAGGGGAUAUACGCCGUCUUGCAUGGUCUAGGAACAGCCACGGGCUUUUCCUUGCGAAUGACCAUGACUAAGGACCUAUCUGCCACGACGAUUUAG